AUGUUGCACCGCGCCGUGGCUCGGGCUCUGGCUGGCUCCAAGUUGGCAAGCAGACAAUAUAGGUCAAUACACUCCUCGACUUGUCGGAAAGCCUCCACAUCCCCCUUCACUGAGCCAACUUCACCCAACCCAGCGCUCACGAAGCAUGCUGAGACCACCGAGUCGCUGCACACCUACGGCUCUUAUCUCACUCAAUGCUUACCGAAAUUCAUCCAGCAGUUCUCGGUACUCAAGGACGAGCUCACGCUCUACGUCGCACCGUCCGCUAUCGUUCCGGUUCUCACCUUUCUCCGCGAUCACUCUCAGUGCCAAUUCAAGAGCGUUGUAGACAUUAGUGGCGCAGAUUAUCCGGAGCGGGAGAAACGGUUCGAAGCCGUCUAUCACUUGCUUAGUGUAAAGCACGCAGGAAGGAUUAGAGUGAAGACCUAUGCUGGGGAAGCGGACGGCAUACCUAGCGCCGCCGACGUGUUCAAUGGUGCAAACUGGUAUGAGCGAGAAGCAUGGGACCUGUACGGCAUUUUCUUCACCGGCCACCCCGACCUCCGCCGUAUAUUAACGGACUACGGGUUUGAGGGUCACCCUCUUCGCAAGGAUUUCCCUUUGACGGGGUAUACGGAAGUUCGAUACGACGAGGAAAGCAAACGCGUAGUGUACGAGCCACUACAGUUAACUCAGGCAUUCCGCAAUUUCGAGUCUUUGUCACCGUGGGAGCAGGUUGGCGACGGCGCAACACCUCCCCGUCCAGCUGAGCUCAAACACCUGCCUCCACCUCCGCCCGAAGAAGCGAAGAAACAGUAG
Molecule: messenger RNA, 798 nt
Organism: Pleurotus ostreatus (oyster mushroom)
Lineage: Eukaryota; Fungi; Basidiomycota; Agaricomycetes; Agaricales; Pleurotaceae
Gene: ALI1
Product: putative NADH-ubiquinone oxidoreductase 30.4 kDa subunit, mitochondrial
Exons: 7
Coding region: 1-798 (265 amino acids)
Molecular function (GO): NADH dehydrogenase (ubiquinone) activity
Source: RefSeq, a predicted model, not a curated record